GCUCUCCCUCCCCGACAGCAGCUGGGCUGGGAUCACGUCAUCGCUUCCGCCCAGCUUCCUCCUCCUGUUGGCGGCGGCGAGAAUCCAACAUGGAGUAAAGGCAGCGAUGGGGCUCGGACGGGGCCGCCGGCUGCUGCUGCCGCUGCUGCCGUGGAGGAGGCGCCCGGGCGCACCGGACGACAAGGCGCCCACGCCGCGCUGCCUCCCCGCGCGCUGAGCCCGCGCUUCCUCGCCUGCCCCGACCAGGCCUUCGAGGGGGGGGGCGGGCGACCGGCCCCCCGCCCGCCUGCCUGCCUGCCUUCUCCAUCCCUGCCCCCCAGGCGGCCUUCCCCGCCGUCCGUCCCGUCCUCCCCCCGCUCUUCUCUCGCGCGCUCCCCGCAUCUCUCCCGGCGAUGUGAAGCCCCGGGAAGAUGAGGAAGAGGCGCGCAGCCCCCCAGGCGGCUGGCGGAGGGGGAUGAGCUCCGACGGGGAGAAGAUGACCGAAGAAGCCCACCCCGACGAAUCUCAGACCAACCCUCCAAUAAAUAGAGAGAAGAGUUUUUGCUGGUCCACAUCUUCCACUUCCACUUCCAGAAACAUGACCAAGGCAAUACCAGAGGUGUGUCUAUUAGUGGACCUGUCUUCCUCCAGGCAUCUAAGCUUUAAAUAUUCUAGAAGAGUGACAGCUAUAUUGUGAGAGUCAAAGCUGUGGUUAUGACCCGAGAUGACUCCAGUGGAGGAUGGUUGCCGCAAGAAGGAGGCGGUCUCAGUAGAGUUGGUGUCUGCAAGGUCAUGUGCCCAGAGGGCAAUGGAAGAAGUGGGUUUCUGAUCCACGGAGAAAGGCAAAAAGACAAACUGGUGGUAUUGGAAUGCUAUGUGAAGAAGGACUUGGUCUACACUAAAGCAAACCCUACAUUUCAUCACUGGAAAGUCGACAACAGAAAGUUUGGGCUCACUUUUCUAAGCCCUGCUGAUGCACGAGCAUUUGAUAGAGGUGUGAGAAAAGCCAUUGAAGAUCUCAUGGAAGGAUCUACAACUUCAUCCUCAACAAUCCACAAUGAGACUGAAGUUGGAGAUGAUGAUGUCUUUACAAAUGCUACAGACAGCUCCUCUAAUUCUUCUCAGAAGAGGGAGCAGCCUUUGCGAACACUGGCAUCUCCUCCAUCCUGUGAGCACCACAGAAUUUGCACCCGGGGACAUUUGCACGACCAGUUUAACCCUGACCAGUAUCAUCUAGAACAAUCUAUCCCACGAUCCUAUCGGCACGUCAGCUUCCCGGACGACGACGAGGAGAUUGUGCGGAUUAACCCACGAGAAAAGAUCUGGGUGACGGGUUAUGAGGACUACCGCCACACCCCCAUGCGGGAGAAGUACAUUGAUCCGGACGAUGGGGACUCGUAUGUGCGAUUUGCCAAAACCGAGGCCUCCAAACACGAUUACAAUUACCCUUACGUGGGCAACUCUGACUUUGAUCUGUGCGAAGACAUCAAGGGCGCUGUGGUUAAGACUCAGCCUGCCAGGUGCAAAUCGCGGCGGCGAAAGGAGGAUGGGGAGAGGUCGAGGUGCGUCUACUGCAGGGACAUGUUCAACCACGAGGAGAACAGGCGGGGUCAGUGCCAGGAUGCUCCGGACAGAAUAAAGAGUUGCAUCCGCCAAGUCAGCUGUAUGUGGUGUGCGGACAGCAUGCUCUAUCACUGUAUGUCUGACCCAGAAGGAGACUAUACAGACCCUUGCUCUUGCGAUACCAGUGAUGACAAGUUUUGCCUCCGGUGGUUGGCCCUUAUCGCCUUGUCCUUCCUUGCCCCCUGUAUGUGCUGUUACCUGCCCCUUCGGGCUUGCUAUCACUGUGGGGUCAUGUGCAGGUGUUGCGGUGGGAAACACAAAGCAGCUGGAUGACAACAACCGAAGCUUUCCCCUUUUAGCUAAGGAGCAUCUUGGUCUGGAGCGUUCUCAAUUUUUACGUGCGUCGUCACACGGCCCAAGGAGACUGACAAGAGUUCAGAAACCGGUGGGCUCGUCCCUCCUUCUCUUCCCCCUUUCUCUCCCCUUCCCACUCGGCUGCUAUGCAUUGAUUGCUCACUGAGUUCUAACAGACUGAUGUGCAGCAUAAAAGACUUUUGUAUUAUUGAUCUGUAAUCAAGCAAGAAUGUCUUGUACAUGUUUAUACCUCCCCUCUCCCCUUCCCCUCAGUUGAAUGGUUGAGUGUGGUGAACUUUCAGAACUUAUUACGGCUGUAUCUGUAUUUAGCAACCUAUCGACACAUGUGGAAAUAAGGUGUAAUGAAAUCCCACUUUAAAUUGUGUUCAACUUGCAGCCAGUAAGUGUGUGUGUGAGAGAGAGAGAGAGAGAGUGUGUAUAGAAAUUGUGCUAAUAACAAAUGUGUACCAUGACACAGUAUCGCUGACAAUCUUUAUUGUGAGAAUUUUGAGUCCAUCCGUUCUUUUGACAGUUGCUUUGAAUGAUUUCUCUGAUCACCAAGUAUUCAAGCAAAAUGUGGGAAAUGAGCCUUAGUAUCACCUGUAUGACAUUUGUGAAUCUGAGAACUUGUGUUUCAGACCAAUUUUACACGUGAAAGGGAAACCCUUAAGUGUCUUCUCUCUUCUCCCCUCCCCACACACCACCACCUUAGUCUUUCUCCUCCAAAUAACAUUGGAAAUUAUA
Molecule: messenger RNA, 2640 nt
Organism: Podarcis raffonei (Aeolian wall lizard)
Lineage: Eukaryota; Metazoa; Chordata; Lepidosauria; Squamata; Lacertidae
Gene: SPRED2
Product: sprouty related EVH1 domain containing 2
Exons: 7
Coding region: 694-1875 (393 amino acids)
Biological process (GO): negative regulation of MAPK cascade; multicellular organism development
Cellular component (GO): membrane
Molecular function (GO): protein kinase binding
Source: RefSeq, a predicted model, not a curated record